CACCCUUCAACACACAACGCCAACUUUGAUAAUAUGCUUUGUGUGGAAAUUUCAGUUCAAUAAUACGCUAUAUAUAAAGCCGUGGAUAAAAUGGUUAUCCACCCUCCACAAUCAAGAUGACAGAACAAGAUGCCGUCGCGUCCUGGGACUUUGACACAGAUGAGAUUGCUUCCAUCGACUCAGACGACCUUCAUCAAAGCCGUCCCAAUCGGUGGACUGGAGAACUUUCAACAUGGAGACACUACACAAGAGAAGAGCGGAUGCUCUGGCGCUCAUUAAAGCAGCUGGGGAAUGAGGAUCUCGCCAAACAUCUCUACAACGCGGUUGAGCUGGCCAAGCGUCAACCAGAUCCAGAACAAGCACAGGAUGAAACCAAUGCACAGUCUAAUAACAAAGGAGAAGCCUGGAAGAUGCCUAGGGCAUGGGCAGCAUGGCCAGUGGCGCCAAAACAUCUACCACCACAUGGGCUCUUCAACCAAACAGAACAAGAGGAUGAGGACGAAACAUACAGACGCACCACCAAUAAUAUGCCAAGCACGGAUUUGGAGGAAGAAAUAACCGCCUUGAUUUUGCGUUUUUCAAAACAACGCUUUGAUAAGGCCAAAUCCAAGGAAAAUAAAGACGCAGAUGACGAUGUAGUCAUCGAAUCUAUCGAAACAGAAGUAGCAAAUGCGUUUGCUAGCAAAACCUCUGACUUUUCAAGAUCACGACAGUCUUCAAUAGGAAGUUCUCCGCCGGUAACACCUAGCAAUAUGCACAUUGACGAACUUCAAUCCGAACCCGAGCUGGAGAUGAUGAGCGACGACGAACAGACCAGUAUCAAACACGAUUCAAGUUCGGGAUGGGAGACGGAGGAAGCAGACGCCUUGCAGGCAGAAUUUCUUGCAGAUGACGACCAAGCCCGUGAGCUUCUUAGGCCAUCAGCACGGCACAUUAUUUCUAAACUUGAAGAGCUGCUGCUCGUGCUGCAGGCGGCGCGGCUCGCAUGCCUACCCCGAAACGCAUUUGCAGCAAACAUCGACGAUGGCGACGCAGAUGAUGAGGGUGACUAUAAGCCGCGUCGAAGGAAAGCCAAGGAUAAAAUUCAAGCUGCCGCCCAGUCAAAUGAAUUUGAACUAGAAGAUGUCGAAAUGGGCGACGUUGUGGAAUCAUCUCAUCCGGGUGAAGCAACUGAAGACGCUGGGUUUGUUCGCUGGAUGCUGGGACAGGAGAGCACACCCUCUGAAACACCAGGCGAAGAGCUCAAGACGACUGAUGAGACAACUGAUGAGAAGGCUGAUGAGACGACUGAAGAUCCUGCGUUUAAAGCAUGGGAGAGUGGAAAGCCGGUAGAUGCUGCGCCUGAGGUUGAAUCCGACAGCGAGUCCGACGAUAUUGACGGCCCAGCCAAUUUCGAUGAACAACAGAGGAAAUGGCGGCUACGAGAUUGGAGUGACGUUAUUGGAGCAGCAGCACUUGCAGAUCUACCACCUACCGUAGUUCACAGAACCGCACAGCGAUGCGCCAACCUGUUUGAGCAGAGCAUGAUCCUGAACCGAAUCCCCGAGACGACAGCGGCCAAGGGCACGCUUGUCGAUGGCAUGCUCAUCUCACCCCAGUCGCCCAGGCCCGAAUCCAUGAAAUCUAGCGGCAGUGACAGCGACCAUUUAGAGCCCAGCAUGCUACAGCGCCGCAUCAGAUCCAGUCAAGCGUCUCGCCAGACGUCUCGUCAGACAUCCUUGGCGCGCGACAUCAGCGAAGAGCGUGGCCGCGGCCGCAACGCAGAUCCUGCUUUACCAGAAUUGCACAACAGAACAAGAUCGAACUCAGAGCACUCAGCCGGCAUUUUCCUCUGUCCCGUGCCAUCAUGCCCCCGCGCAGCACGGCGAUUCGAUCGCAAGCGCAAUCUCAAACGCCACAUGAAGCUCGUCCACCCCGACGUCGACGACUCCGCUGAGGAAGUCGACAGCGGUGACGAGAUGCAAGGUGCCGUCCACGUUGACGGCUUCCUACGACCAAUCAACGCACAGCGAGGAUGGCGCGGACGAGGUGCUAAUCCGCGAAAGAGAGCGAGAAGCUCCAGUUCAACGCCUGCAACGCCCGCUCGAGCAGACCAGUUUAGCAGCGCCAAUAGUAGCAGCGAUGAGUCUGUGUCCGACUCGGAGGAUAACAUGUACGAAUAGUAAGAAAAGCAAUACCUAGAACUUGAUAAUAGAAACGCCGACAUGAUCACCA
Molecule: messenger RNA, 2214 nt
Organism: [Torrubiella] hemipterigena
Lineage: Eukaryota; Fungi; Ascomycota; Sordariomycetes; Hypocreales; Clavicipitaceae
Source: the annotation of a GenBank genome assembly